Vicia faba (fava bean) is the source of this 723-nucleotide messenger RNA. The record is from the annotation of a GenBank genome assembly. NCBI's taxonomy places the organism in Eukaryota, Viridiplantae, Streptophyta, Magnoliopsida, Fabales, Fabaceae.
AUGGCUUCAUCUUCUUCUUCCAAUAAAGUGUCACUGAAGCUUCUUAUUGACACAAAGAAUCAGAAAGUUCUCUUUGCUGAAGCUUCAAAACCUGUCAUAGAUUUUCUCUUCAACUUGCUAUGCUUGCCUAUUGGUACUGUUGUUAAGCUCCUAAGUGCUAACAACAUGGUUGGCAGCUUAGGAAAUCUGUAUGAGAGUGUCGAAAAUCUGAACCAGAAUUACAUGCAACCAAACCAAACUAAGGAUGUUCUCUUAUGCCCAAAAGCUCAAAGCUCUUCCACUGAAAUCUCAGGCUUCCUUACUCAGAACGAUGCCAAUGAAGACGAUGAUGAAGAAGGAAUUAAGUUAUACAUGUGCAAACAUAGAUGUCGUCAUGAGGUAACAUAUGAUCCUUCUAUGGUUGGUACAUGUGGGCAUUAUUCUAUGAACAAAGAAGUAAGUUUUAUCGGAAAGAAGAUGGUUGCUGAAACGAAAGCUUUUUCCAAUAUCAAGAGUGGUUUUGUGAAGGAUGUUGUGACUUUUAUGGUGAUGGAUGAUUUGGUGAUUCAGCCAAUGUCAACAAUAUCAAGCAUCACAUUGUUGAACAAGUUCAACAUCAAAGAAAUUGGUACCUUGCAAGAAAAAGUUGUUGAAAUGGGAAUGGACGAGGGAAUCAAGUUGCUGAAGGCUUCUCUACAAUCUAAGAUGGUCUUGACAAGUGUUUUUAUCAAGAAGGGAUGUUGA